Messenger RNA from Botrytis cinerea B05.10, 4153 nucleotides. RefSeq lists its product as hypothetical. The coding region runs from base 57 to 3953 and encodes 1298 amino acids. Lineage: Eukaryota; Fungi; Ascomycota; Leotiomycetes; Helotiales; Sclerotiniaceae. The transcript has 2 exons. Gene Ontology annotation, molecular function: protein binding. The record is from RefSeq and is a predicted model, not a curated record.
GAGCCAUCUGGGAGAACAAUAUCAAAUCGAUAUCUUGAUGUGUCAUAUCAUACGCUAUGUCUUCCCAUCUGUAUUCUUUGCUUCCAGAAAAUGGCAACAAUAUUCGCAUGCUUCGACUGUUGCCAAGUGAAGACGAGGCUGCACCCUUACAUUGCGAGCUUUGCAAUUAUUCUCUACAGAGAUCGAGCAUACGAACUCAUUUAUACGAAGCUUUGUCCUAUGUAUGGGGCGAUCCGAAGCAGACUUUGUCUAUCUACGUAGAUAAAGCCCAGUUUCAGGUUACGGUAAAUCUACACGCUGCGCUGUUACAACUUCGAGACUAUUCUUUUGAGCGAAUUAUAUGGGUAGAUGCUAUUUGUAUCGAUCAAAAUAACAAAGAAGAACGAAAACAGCAAGUCCAGCUUAUGGCGCAAAUUUAUAUCAGCGCACAUCGUGUUAUAGUUUGGCUCGGAGAGCAAACGGUAGAGAAACAGGGAGCACUUGAGGAUAUACAGCUUGCUGCUAAUAAUGAAGAACUUAUAGAGCACUCGAAGAAAGAGAUAAAGCAGCAACAAAUACUCAACCUUCUUCAAAACCCAUGGUUCCAACGUAUCUGGGUGCUCCAGGAGGUUGCCGCAGCUCGAGAUGUCGUAAUAAUGUGUGGAUCUACGGCUAUUGACGGAUAUAUAUUCUGCUUGGGUGUGAAAUCCCUAAAGCUCUCUUAUACUGCUUCUCCGGAAUUGAAGACAGCCAUCUAUCUAAUAGAGCACGCUGGCUUCCGACCUAAAUUUAGAACAGAUCUAUCAAAGAGGUUCUCCCUAAACAUACGGUCUUUAGCUGAAUUGAUAGACAUGUUUCAUACCCGCCAAGCUACUGAUAACCGCGAUAAGGUGUAUGCUUUACUUGGUAUGAGCUCUGACGAUCUCGAAAAGGCUGGCUUACAGCCUGAUUAUAACACUUCCUGGGAAGAACUAUUCCAGCAACUUAUUAAGUUCGUUCUCAGUGAAAAUAUAUCUGUGGAAGUUUCUGGCCAGAGGGCGGUGAUCCAAUGCAAGGGCUGUAUUCUUGGCCAGGUUUCCUCAGUUAGAAAGGGUGAUAGACAGAAUUUGACUAUCAUAUCUAGAAAUACAGCUUCCGAUCUAGGCGACACGAUAGAAUGGACCCUUCAAGCUUCAGCAAAACCCAUCCAAGAGAAUGAUAUAAUCUGCCUAUUAUAUGGAGCUUCAAAGCCUACGAUUAUUAGACUAUGUAAAGAUCACUUUGACAUUAUUAUAAUUGCAGCAACUACUUUAAACACGGAAAGCCAUUUCGAAUGGCCCGAAAUUUCCCAAUCAACGACAAAGUUUUUGCGGGAUUUCUUACUUUUCUGGGACUGGGAGAAUUCCUACGAAAAGUUACAAGAUCAAGAAAAAUACGAUACCUUAACAAAGACAUAUAGUCAAUCGUUAUUUUCUUCCAAAGCAAAGUCCGGAGAAUAUUUAAAUGAAGCGAUUAGAUUAUGGAACGAUAUAGCGAUAUUAGAUGAUUUGAAAGAACAUGAAAAAGCGGAUGAAAGGCUUCUAGAAGCAAGAAGUACUUAUAUGGCAACAUUUGGAGAAGAAUAUAUUCCUGGACCGCUUAGCCAAUACAGUCGGACACUACUGUCAUUUGUUGCUGGGGAAGGACACAAAGAUAUUACCGAGCUGUUGAUUGAUAUAGUUCAUCCAGAUGCAAAGGACGGGAAGUAUAAUCAGACGCCGCUACCACUGGCUGCUAGGAAUGGGCAUGAAGCAGUUGUCAAGCUGCUACUUGCAACUAGUCAGGUCGAAGUCGAUUGGAAGGAUAGAUACAAUCGAACACCUCUAUUGUUGGCUGCCAAGAAUGGACAUGAAGCAGUUGUCAAGCUGCUACUUGCAACUGGUCAAGUCGAAGUCAAUUGGAAGGAUAGAUACAAUCGAACACCUCUAUCGUUGGCUGCUAGAAAUGGACAUGAGGCUGUUGUCAAGCUGCUACUUGCAACUGGUCAGAUUGAAGUCGAUUCGAAAGAUAACGAAUGUAAUCAAACACCGCUAUUAUGGGCUGCUGGGAACGGGCAUGAGGCAAUUGUCAAGCUGCUACUUGCAACUGGCCAGGUUGAAGUCGAUUCGAAGGACGAAUCCAAUCGGACGCCGCUAUCGUGGGCUGCUGGGAACGGGCAUGAGGCAAUUGUCAAGCUGCUACUUGCAACUAGUCAGAUUGAAGUCGAUUCGAAAGAUAACGAAUGUGAUCGGACACCACUAUCUCGGGCUGCUGAGAAUGGGCACGAGGCAAUUGUCAAGCUACUACUCGCAACUGGCCAGGUUGAAGUCGAUUCGGAGGGUGGCUUCUACAAUCAAACGCCGCUAUUUUGGGCUGCUGGGAACGGGCAUGAGGCAAUUGUCAAGCUACUACUCGCAACUGGCCAGGUUGAAGUUGAUGUGAAGGGCGGCUUCUUCCAUCGAACGCCGCUAUCAUGGGCUGCUGAGAACGGGCAUGAGGCAAUUGUCAAGCUGCUACUUGCAACUAGUCAGAUUGAAGUCGAUUCGAAGGACCGUUAUAAUCAGACACCACUAUCGUUGGCUGCUGAGAAUGGGCAUGAGGCUAUUGUCAAGCUAUUACUUGCAACUGGUCAGGUUGAAGUCGAUUCGAAGGGUAGCCAAUUCAAUCAAACACCGCUAUCAUGGGCUGCUGGGAACGGGCAUGAGACUAUUGUCAAGCUACUACUCGCAACUGGCCAGGUUGAAGUCGAUUCGAAGAAUAAGUACAAUCGGACACCACUAUCUCGGGCUGCCAAGAAUGGACAUAAGGCUGUUGUCAAACUGCUACUUGCAACUGGCCAGGUUGAAGUCGAUUCGAAGGACGAAUCCAAUCGGACGCCGCUAUCGUGGGCUGCUGAGAAUGGGUAUAAGGCAGUUGUCAAGCUGCUACUUGCAACUAUCCAGGUUGAAGUCGAUUCGAAGGAUAAGUACAAUCGAACGCCGCUAUCAUGGGCUGCUGGGAACGGGCAUGAGGCAAUUGUCAAGCUACUACUCGCAACUGGCCAGGUUGAAGUUGAUGUGAAGGGCGGCUUCUUCCAUCGGACGCCGCUAUCGUGGGCUGCUGAGAAUGGGUAUAAGGCAGUUGUCAAGCUGCUACUUGCAACUAUCCAGGUUGAAGUCGAUUCGAAGGAUAAGUACAAUCGAACGCCGCUAUCAUGGGCUGCUGGGAACGGGCAUGAGGCAAUUGUCAAGCUGCUACUUGCAACUGGUCAGAUUGAAGUCGAUUCGAAGGACGAAUCCAAUCGAACACCUCUAUCGUUGGCUGCUAGAAAUGGACAUGAGGCUGUUGUCAAGCUGCUACUUUCAAUUGGUCAGAUUGAAGUCGAUUCGAAAGAUAACGAAUGUAAUCAAACACCGCUAUUAUGGGCUGCUGGGAACGGGCAUAAGGCAAUUGUCAAGCUACUACUUGCAACUGGCCAGGUUGAAGUCGAUUCGAAGGAUAAGUACAAUCGAACGCCGCUAUCAUGGGCUGCUGGGAACGGGCAUGAGGCAAUUGUCAAACUGCUACUUGCAACUGGCCAGGUUGAAGUCGAUUCGAAGGACGAAUCCAAUCGGACGCCGCUAUCGUGGGCUGCUGAGAAUGGGUAUAAGGCAGUUGUCAAGCUGCUACUUGCGACUGGUCAGGUUGAAGUCAAUUCGAAGGAUAACGAAUGUAAUCAGACACCGCUAUCGUGGGCUGCUGGGAACGGGCAUGAGGCAAUUGUCAAGCUACUACUUGCAACUGGCCAGGUUGAAGUCGAUUCGAAGGAUAGCUUAUACAAUCAGACACCGCUAUCGUGGGCUGCCAAGAAUGGACAUAAGCCUGUUGUCAAGCUGCUACUCGCAACUGGUCAGGUCGAAGUCGAUUGGAAGGACAAAUCCAAUCAGACGCCGCUAUGGUUGGCUGCUAGGAAUGGGCAUGAGGCAGUUGUCAAGCUAUUAGAUGAUUACAUUAAUUAGUUAUUUACUUCAUAUAAGGUUUCUUUUUAUUUUAACUUUAAUGAGAAGGGUUUUAGUGGAGAUAGAGUAUAUAUAUUAUUCAAGAACAUUUUGGAGAGAAACAUAAAUUUAGUCAAGAAGAUUCUGAAAAAUAUACUUUUCUCUUCUACGCGCUAUUCUUAACAAUCAUAGGUCUAAAAAGUGAAUCUAUACAUUUAUCA